Sesamum indicum (sesame) is the source of this 1553-nucleotide messenger RNA. Its product is annotated as protein BASIC PENTACYSTEINE2. Gene Ontology annotation, biological process: response to ethylene. The record is from RefSeq and is a predicted model, not a curated record. Gene Ontology annotation, molecular function: DNA-binding transcription factor activity; sequence-specific DNA binding. Gene Ontology annotation, cellular component: nucleus. Lineage: Eukaryota; Viridiplantae; Streptophyta; Magnoliopsida; Lamiales; Pedaliaceae.
UGACAUUAGUGCCCAUCAAGAUUUCAUUUUUCUUUUAAAAUUUAUAAUAUUUUUGAAGAUUUUUCAUUUCAUUUCUCUAUUUUUGUGCCCAUUUUUCCCACUCCCACCUCCUCUUCCGUUCCCAAGGAGGGCUUAAAAUCUGAAACAAAGGGAAAAAUAACCUAAACCAGCCGACUCUUGUUUCUCUUAGGGUUGACAUGAUGAAACUCAAGAACAGCAUUGCGAUAUGUGGAUUGUUGUUGGUGAUGUAGUUGUGCUAAAAUUCCGUUUGGCUGUUCAUUGGAAGGGAGUUUAUUUUACUGAAUUCUGUGCUGGUGUUCUUCGUUGUUUAACGGGUUGACGUUGUAUCUGUUUCUUGCAAUAAGAUGGAUGGAAAUGGAAAUAUGAAUCUGAGGAACUGGGGUUUCCUUGAACCCCCAACAACUACACUUAAGAGCCAUCUGGGCCUUCAGCUAAUGUCCUCCAUGGCUGAGAAGCCCCUUUUUGGUGGUGGUGGAGUUCGUGAUCACCAGCACACCCACCCGUCAUCCGUAAUGGCCUCUACUAAUGGCGGACCGUUCCAUCACCAUCGUGUUGGCGGCAUUUCGGAAGCCCACUUUCCGAUGGACUAUUGGAUGAAUCAAAACAGGGACAAGUACCUCAACGUUUUAUCUGGAAAUCAACACCAUGCUUAUUAUCAGUCAAGUUAUGGUGUUUCGCCGGAGACUUCAUCUGCUCAUUCUAUCCAAAUGCCCCAGCAAAUGAAUUUACCAAAAAAUGACAAUGUGAUCUGUGAAAUGGAAGAAGUGUGUGAAGAAAGAGAUAAUGGUGGUGGUGGUGGUGGCAGUGGUGGUGCGGUGGCAAAGAAGAGAGGUGGUGGUAAAGUCCCAAAGUCUCCCCCGAAAGAGAAGAAACCGAGGACUAGGACUCCUAGGGUGCAAAGGGAUGAGUCUGCUCCUUCAGUUCAUCGCGCAAGGACUCCCAAGAAACGGGCGGAAAUUGUAAUUAAUGGAGUUAGUAUGGAUAUUUCAGAAAUUCCUAUUCCAGUUUGCUCGUGCACGGGGACACCACAACAAUGUUAUAGAUGGGGAUCUGGUGGUUGGCAGUCUGCUUGCUGUACAACUGGGGUGUCUGUUUAUCCCUUGCCUAUGAGCUCGAAGAGACGGGGUGCAAGGAUAGCGGGACGGAAGAUGAGUAUUGGAGCUUUUAAGAAGGUCUUGGAGAAACUUGCAUCCGAAGGUUAUAAUUUCUCUAACCCAAUUGAUCUAAGGAGUUACUGGGCGAAACAUGGUACAAAUAAGUUUGUGACAAUCCGAUAGAUUUUGUUAUAGAGAUGCUGUGGUUGACUCCUACAUGCAUGCAGCAUUCAUUUUCUGCUGUACAUAAAUGAAUGGCCUGGCCAGAAGCAGAAGCUUCUCAUAGUUUCUAACUAGUGAGCAUCCAGAAGUGAGUUUCAUUUUCAUUAAUUGCCUUUUGGAGCACCUCGGAUAAGAUUUGCUUUAACUGUUCACAUUUUGUAGUUCAAGGGAAACGGUAAUCUUUUCCAGUAACAAGGUACGGGAAUGUUUUGUUGA